CGCGCUCCCGCCGCCCGCGUCGCCAUCUUUUCCCCCUCCGUCUGUCUGUCUGCCGUUGGCUUUGUCCGUCUGCAGCGCCGCCCCUCGGCUCCCCGCCACCGGCUUGGCUCGAAGCCGCCCUCCGCCUGCCGGGGCUCAGUCCCGGAGAGCCCCGGCCCGGCCAGUCCGAGCUGCGGUCCGGGGCCCAUUGUCCGGCGGUCCGUCUGUCCGGAGGCGGGGCCCACGGACGCGGAGCGCCGCAGAGCGCCGAGGCGCCGGAUUUCUGAGAAGACUGUGUCGUCUGAGGGUUUGUCUGAGCCGCCUCGGAAGACCUCUGGCUUUUGUCGAUAAUUCCUGGGAAUCUACCUGUGCUCAUGCUUGAAGAAGCCAAAAGGACCAUCUCGAUAAAAAUCACUGGGAUUCAGGCGAGUUUACUUUGCUCCGUGGGAACUGCACCAGAGCUGGAGAUAUGAUAGAAGACUGCCCGAAAGCUGCUUCCUUUGCCACUUCCUGUGGAGGCCUGUCUUUGCCAUUUGCGGUUUCUUUCUUCUUUUGGUCAGCAUCCUGCAAGGAGGUAGUAACAUAUCCAGUUGUGAAACUGGGAAAGGCCAGAGCUCUCAGAUCAGGGAAACAUGUCCCGUCGGAAACAGACAAAUCCGAAUAAAGUUCACUGGGAUCAAGUAUUUGCUGGGCUAGAAGAGCAAGCCCGCCAGGCGAUGAUGAAAACUGAUUUUCCUGGAGACCUUGGCAGUCAGCGACAAGCUAUCCAACAACUAAGAGAUCAGGACUCCAGUAGCAGUGACAGUGAGGGUGAUGAAGAGGAGACCACACAAGAUGAAGUCUCUUCCCACACAUCAGAGGAAGAUGGAGGGGUGGUCAAAGUGGAAAAAGAGUUAGAAAAUACGGAACAGCCUGUUGGUGGGAAUGAAGUGGCAGAGCACGAGGUCACAGGGAACUUGAAUUCUGACCCCUUACUUGGACUUUGCCAGUGUCCCCUGUGCCAGCUCGACUGUGGGAGUCGGGAGCAGCUGAUUGCUCACGUGUACCAGCACACUGCGGCAGUGGUGAGCGCCAAGAGCUACAUGUGUCCUGUCUGUGGCCGGGCCCUAAGCUCCCCGGGGUCCUUGGGUCGUCAUCUCCUAAUCCACUCGGAGGACCAGAGGUCUAACUGUGCUGUGUGUGGAGCCCGUUUUACCAGCCAUGCCACGUUUAACAGUGAGAAACUCCCUGAAGUACUUAAUAUGGAAUCCCUACCCCAAGCCCAUAGUGAGGGUCCCUCCAGUGCUGAGGGAAAGGACAUUGCCUUUAGCCCUCCCGUGUACCCUGCUGGAAUUCUGCUUGUGUGCAACAAUUGUGCUGCCUACCGUAAGCUACUGGAAGCACAGACCCCCAGCGUUCGCAAGUGGGCCCUACGCCGACAGAAUGAGCCGUUGGAAGUACGGCUACAGCGUCUGGAACGAGAGCGUACAGCCAAGAAAAGUCGGCGGGACAAUGAGACCCCAGAGGAGCGGGAAGUAAGGCGCAUGAGGGACCGUGAAGCCAAACGCCUGCAGCGCAUGCAGGAGACAGACGAGCAGCGGGCACGCCGGCUACAGCGGGAUCGGGAGGCUAUGAGGCUGAAGCGGGCCAAUGAAACCCCAGAGAAGAGGCAGGCCCGGCUCAUCCGGGAGCGGGAAGCCAAGCGGCUCAAGAGGAGGCUGGAGAAAAUGGACAUGAUGUUGCGAGCUCAGUUUGGCCAGGACCCUUCUGCCAUGGCAGCCUUAGCAGCCGAAAUGAACUUCUUCCAGCUACCUGUGAGUGGGGUGGAGUUGGACAGCCAGCUCCUGGGCAAGAUGGCCUUUGAAGAGCAGAACAGUGGCUCUCUGCACUGAACCCACCUGCCCUCCUGCUCACCCAGGUCCACACGGAUCUGUGCUACAGCCAACUCACAAGGCCUUGUCCUUACUGCCAGAGGAAGGCCUGGGUUUGCUGCAGGUGGACCUAAGCACCUCUUGCAUGUGGGAGCAGGAUGAUGGGGUCAGCAGGGAGCCGGAUUAAGGCAGCUCUGGACGAGGGAGUAGGCACUCCAGGGAACUGGACUCCCAGCCCAAAGCUGCAGGGCAUGCUUAUAGGACUAUGGGGCCCAGUGCGGCCCACGGAAUUGUGAGGGCAAAUAAAUUAAUUUUAUCUUUA
Messenger RNA from Neogale vison (American mink), 2151 nucleotides. It is a transcript of the gene ZNF821, whose product is annotated as zinc finger protein 821. Lineage: Eukaryota; Metazoa; Chordata; Mammalia; Carnivora; Mustelidae. The transcript has 10 exons. The coding region runs from base 612 to 1850 and encodes 412 amino acids. The record is from RefSeq and is a predicted model, not a curated record.